AUGACGGUGAAAUCGAUGAUCUCAGAAAUGGACGAGCUCGUGAAGCGAAUGCUAAAGCUAAUCGAGGAAGACGCUGACUCUUUCGCCAAGAAGGCCGAAAUGUACUACCAAAAGAGGCCCGAGCUUAUUGGCCUCGUCGAGGAUUUCUACCGAAUGUACCGUUCGCUUGCCGAGCGGUACGACCACGUCACGGGCGACCUCCGAAAAAACGUCCCGUCCGACCUCCUUUCCGCCAGCUCGUGCGUAUCCGAACUCAUAUCCGAAGAUGACUCGUCCGCCUUGGAUUCCGAAAACGAGCUCGAGAAUCUGGAGGAAGAUUCUGUGGAAAUGUUGAUCGAGCGGUUGAAGGCGGAGAAAGACGAGCUGGCGUUCGAGGUGAGGUCGAAAGACGAGACGAUUGGUGAGAUGAGGAAGCAUCUUCAUGAGCUCCACAUGGAUCAUGUGGAUAUGAUUGCGGGAGCUGAGGUGGCGCGUAGACGAGCGGACGAGUUUCGGUCGAGAGUCGAAGAGCUCGAAAGGGAGGUUGAGAGGAAAGAGGAGGUUAUUGUUGAAGGGGCGGAGGAAAAACGGGAGGCGAUAAGGCAGCUUUGUUUUUCGCUCGAGCAUUAUAGGAAUGGGUACAAUCGGCUGAGGCGGGUUGUUAUAGGGCAGGUUAUGGCAACCUGA
Messenger RNA from Striga asiatica, 666 nucleotides. The record is from the annotation of a GenBank genome assembly. NCBI's taxonomy places the organism in Eukaryota, Viridiplantae, Streptophyta, Magnoliopsida, Lamiales, Orobanchaceae.